UCCGCAUGUAUGUGAUUGCCAGCUUUUAUUAUAAUAUGUUUCAAGGAAAUAAUACCGUGUAAUUAUAGAAAGCGAAAGCCAGUGUUACGACAGGGAAAUUAUAAGAGGAGGGAAUAUAUUCAGUAGAUGUAACUGUAGGUUGAAGGAUGGGGAUUAAAUCUCGGAGCUCGGAUAACAGACACACCAUUCUCCAGAUUUACCUCGUUACCUGGAGCGUGCUUGGAACUACAUUUAAAUACCUGGACUUUAAGUCUGUAGAUUGAAACAAAAUAGUGCGCUUAAUAAGAUUUGUUCAGGUGAAGUAAUAAAAUUACUUUUAAGAAGCAAUUAUCUAAAACAUUUAUGUGAGAUGUAACAUUUGAAUGAGGAUUUUAUUAUUCAGUCUGUAUAGAGCAUUUUGAAACUUCAUCAGAUCAAAAUAUGGAUAACACGUCAACUCCUGCCAGCUUUAUGACCGUUGAAAAGCUGAAUGACAUUGAAAAGGCUUACUAUUUACCACUUGUUAUAUUUCUAAUUGUUCUAAUGAUUAUCGGAAUAAUAGGAAACCUGUUUGUGGUUUGUAUUUUCAAAAAGAAAUUCAAGCGUUCCAGUGCGCGGAUAUAUAUCAUAGCUCUGGCAAUGGCGGACAUGUCUGUGUGUGUGGUGGGGAUACCUUACCACGUGCUGGACCUCACGUGGAUUCUCACGUACACUCACACGCCCGUGUGUAAGCUGCUCAGUUUCCUGGUGAGCUCCUGCACCCUCAGUUCCAUCUUCAUCCUGCUGGUCGUAGGCCUUGACCGCUACCUGAAGGUCUGCAGGCCUCUAAAGUAUCAAAUCCGGGACUUUGGUGACCGGAAGGCCUGUUUGAUUGCCGUUGUCCUGGCAACCAUUAGUUCUAUUCCAAAUGGGUUCUUGUACGGCACCUCGUCCGUGUACGAGUAUAUGAAGUCUUACAACAUCACUGGCGUCGAGUGCUUCAUCGAUGAUGCCUAUCUUGAUUCACCGCUGGGCAUUGGUUACAUGGGUUAUAAGAUGCUCCUAUUUUUACUGUCGGUGGGUUUUCUCGUGGUAAUAUAUGGGCUCAUAGGUCGAACAAUUUACCAGCAUGACCGGAUGGCCAUAACGCUUGAAAGGUCCGCAUACCGGUGCUUCUGUUGUAGAGUAGAUAAUGAUAAUGAUGACGACAUGGAUUAUUGCGAGGAUGGAAAUGACUUAGAUGAAAUAAGAAUGUCAGCACUUGACGUCAAGAACAACACUGUUCGUCGUUCCACGGAACAUCUCAUGGACAAUGACCUUGAUGACCUUGAUGGAGAUGCGUCUAAACAUAGCCCAGAUGCGUCUAAAAUUAGUCCAGAUACGAGUAGCAAACCAAUAAACAAGAAGCAUGGGCAGAGCAUUGUCAAGCAGAGCAAGGAUAAGAAGGACAAACAUAAGAAACAGUUGAGGGAGACAAUGAUCAGACAUUCUCCCCCCGGACAAAAAGCUAAGGAGAAGACUACGAGGAAGAUAACUCUAAUGAUGAUGACUAUAACGGUGAUAUUUAUAGUAACAUUUUUACCUUUCAUCAUUAUAUCAUUUCUUGAUUCAAUGGACGAGGCGUUCUGGCUCUACCUUAGCUACCCGGAAGCAAUACUUUACGACUUCCUUCUAAGACUUUACUUGGUCAACAAUAUUGCCAACCCGUUUAUAUACAGUUUUUGGGACAAAAAGUUCAGGAAAGAGUUUGUUAUGUUCUUGAUGAGGCUGUAUUGUUGUAAAAAACGCGGGAACGGGAGCACGACUAGCUCCAGUUCGCCGUAUAACAGCCAGUCCCCCAAUACUAGGUCAAGGACACACAUAGAUGCACUAUGACCUUCUUCCAUUAGUUUCCUCUGUAAUUUUUAUUUAACUACAUUAUGAGCCGUUUUAAAAUGCUAUUUUAGACUUAUGUUGUUUAGCACGCUUAGAAACGAUAUGUUAUUGUUUAUACAGUCAAACACAAAUUUGUAUUAUAGACUGAUGUGAAUGUCGUUAGUUUUAAGAGUUACAAGUUACUUAUUUAUGGUAAAUGUUUGCAUGGUAGGUCUAUAUAUUUAGAAACUAUUUGGUUAAUUUAAUUUGUGUUCAAUUAUAUUGUUAUUGAUAUCUCUAUGAACGAAAUAAAGCCUCGCUGCUACA
Messenger RNA from Mya arenaria, 2139 nucleotides. Its product is annotated as D(2) dopamine receptor A-like. Gene Ontology annotation, cellular component: membrane. NCBI's taxonomy places the organism in Eukaryota, Metazoa, Mollusca, Bivalvia, Myida, Myidae. The coding region runs from base 421 to 1833 and encodes 470 amino acids. Gene Ontology annotation, molecular function: G protein-coupled peptide receptor activity. Gene Ontology annotation, biological process: neuropeptide signaling pathway. The transcript is spliced from 2 exons. The record is from RefSeq and is a predicted model, not a curated record.